AUGGACAAAAGUUGGGCCUCUUUCAAUCCGUUUACAGAGGAUUACAGAACAGGGCUAGCAAAAUUUAUCUCAAACUCAUUGGAAGUUGCUUCUCAUGAGGGGAACAUCAAAUGUCCGUGUGCUAAAUGCUUGAAUAGGUUCUGGUUGAGUAACAAAGAAGUCGAAGCGCAUCUAAUUGUUGAAGGUAUGGACCAUUCAUACUUGCAAGGCUCGUGGGUAUGGCAUGGAAAGACAUUUGGUGACCCUCUUCCAAGUAGCGAAGCUGCACAACAACUUGCUGCUGUUAAUACUCCUCAUUCUGAACUAGGCGCCUUGCUUGAAGAUAUUUUCUCUGGUCCCAGUGUGAUGGGUGGCAUGCCUAUUAAUAAUCACAGCGAGCAGGAAGCUCCAAUACCUGAAUAUGCACAUAAGUUUGAAGCCAUGGUGCAAGACGCAAAUACGGAAUUAUAUCCGGGAUGUGGUAUGAAGAAAAUGGAUUUCCUAAUACGAGUAUUUCAAAACAAGUGCUUAUAUGGGUGCAGCGAAAGUGCAGUACAAGCUAAUCUUCAACUUCUGAAACAUAUACUCCCAAAUGGUCAUUCUUUACCAAAGAAGGUGAUGAGUAUAAAGGGAUUGCUGAAAAAUUUCAUGUUGCCUCACCAAAAGAUCCAUGCAUGUGAAAAUGACUGCAUGUUGUAUUGGAAACAUAACAGUGGUUUAGAUGUUUGUCCUACAUAUGGUGUGUCCAGAUAUACAACCGAGGUAGAUGACACAGCGCCAAGCAGUAAAAAGAGAAUACCUCGGAAGGUGCUAACAUAUUUUCCUAUUACACCCCGCUUGCAACGGCUUUACAUGUCUCGACACACCAGUGAAGAUAUGUGUUGGCAUGGUCUUUCUCGGCCCGAGGAUGGCUACUUAAGACAUCCAGCUGAUUCCUUUGCAUGGAAGCAAUUAGAUUUGAAAUUUCCAACAUUUGGUGGGGAAAUGCGCAAUGUACGUCUUGGGUUGGCAAGUGAUGGAUUCAACCCCUUCGGAAAAUGCAGCACCGACUAUAGCACAUGGCCAGUAUUGUUGACCAUAUACAAUUUACCACCUUGGUUGUGUAUGAAAUCACCAUUCAUAUUGAUGGUUUUGUUAAUACCGGGCAAAGAAUCUCCGGGAAAUGAUAUUGAUGUAUACCUUCAACCAUUAAUAGACGAGCUGAAGGUAUUGUGGACCUCCGGGGUUCCCACUUAUGAUACGUUUAGGCAAAAGACCUUCACCUUACGAGCAGCUGUUUUGUGGACUAUUAGCGACUUCCCCGCCUAUGGGAACUUGUCCGGUUGGAGCACACAUGGGAAAUUAGCAUGUCCUCAUUGCAACUACAACACCGAGUCGACAUAUCUCAAAAAGGGUAGGAAAUAUUGUUAUAGGGGUCACCGUCGUUUCUUGCCCAUGUCACAUGUUUUUCGUCGACAAAGGAAAGCUUUUAAUCUUUCUGACGAAAGAGAACAAGCACCUUCCCCUAUGACCGGACGUGAAUGCCUUCGGCGGUUGUCCACUUUACGGUUCAAAUAUGGUAAGACGCCACGGAAACAGGUUGGAGAAAAAAGACCACCACCUACACCAACGGUUGGGCCAUGGAAGAAACAUAGUAUUUUCUUCCAAUUGCCGUAUUGGGAACAUUUUGCCCUUCGACACUGCCUUGAUGUCAUGCACAUUGAAAAAAAUGUAACUGAAAGUUUGGUUGCAACGCUGCUGGGUAUUGUUGGGAAAAGCAAGGAUAACAUGAAUGCAAGGUUGGACCUGGAAUUGAUGGGCAUGAAACCGGAGUUGCAGAUCAAAUUUGUCAAUGGAAAGCCAAAGAUGCCUCCCGGUGCAUAUACUAUGAAACCAUUAGAGAAGGAAUUGUUUUGCAAGGUCUUAGCCUCAAUAAAAGUGCCUGACAAUUACUCGUCCAAUAUUUCACGUCUUGUGCAUGUAAGGGAAAAGAUCGUUAGGGGACUUAAAAGUCAUGAUUGGCACGUUUUAAUGCAGCAGUUCCUUCCAAUUGCCAUACGCAAAAGCCUCCCAUCUGGGACUGCACAGAUAUUAUUAGAACUAAGUGCAUUCUUCAGACAUUUGUGUACUAAAAAAGGGUCAGUGGAAGGCUUUCGCAAACUUACACCCAAAAUAGUGAUGAUCCUAUGCCAAUUGGAAAGGAUAUUACCCCCUGCGUUCUUUGUCGUCAGUCUUCACCUCACAAUACAUCUUGCCGAAGAAGCUGCACUUGCAGGUCCGGUGCACUACAGAUGGAUGUACCCAAUUGAGAGGUUCCUGCUUACGUUGAAGAAGUAUGUUCGAAAUAAAAAUCGACCAGAGGGAAGCAUGACCCAAGGAUAUCUGGCUGAGGAGUGCUUGUCUUUUUGUGCGAUGUACUUGGAAGGCGUGGAGACACGUUUGAACCGUCCAAACCGAAAUGCAGAUAGAUUACGUCUUGACCAUGAGGGCGACUUUGACAUAUUUUGUGCCACCGGGCAUUCACUUGGUAUACGGGAAGAUUAUCAUCUUGACAACCACGAUUGGGAGAUUGCACGAUCGUAUGUUUUAGCCAAUUGUGAUAAGUCAAUGGUUAAUCAAUUGCAACAAUCAGGUGAUCCAAGUGCAACUGACGACUUGGUGGCGCUUGCUAAUGGACCUAGUAAGUGGUGUCGGAGAUAUAAGAUUUUUGUAUGUAAUGGGUUCAGGUUCAAAGUAAGAGGCACACAAUCCAAUGGGAACUACCAAAACUAUGGUGUUUUCCUACAGUCUGAUGUUCCAAGUUAUGCUGGCCCACGUGACCGGAACCCUGUUACCGGUUUGGUAGACUACUAUGGGGUUCUAACUGAUGUAUUUGAAAUUAAGUACCAUAUGGAACGCACAGUGGUUUUAUUCAAGUGCAACUGGUUUAAUGGCAGUUCCAGAAAUACUGGUGAGGGAGUAAAAACAGACAGAUAUGGCUUUAGAUUGGUUAACUUCAAUAAGAUGUCGUCUACGAGUGACCCCUUCAUUCUCGCAUCACAAGCACUACAAGUGUUCUAUGUACAAGACCCAACAGAUAUAGAAUGGCAUGUUGCAAUCAAAACGAGACCACGCGAUUUCUUUGAUAUGUCCUCAACACAUGAUGAUGAUCCGUGCGAUGGACAGGAUGUGGAACAUGCAACUGGUGAUAAUGAUGAGGUUCAAGUCAUUCAAAAAACGAUGAGGUCUGUUUUGAUCAACGAUUUGUAUUCUGAGAUUCAUCGACUCAAGCAAGAGGUAUAUGCUGCCACAGAGAAGAAUGGAAUAUAUAUACCACGACAUCGUUAUGUUAGUGAAGAAGCAGAGAAGAAGGCAAUGUUUGAAAAGAUAGAGCGGAUGGAACUUGAUUAUGAUUCAAAACACAAGAAAUUGCUGGAGCUUCAGGAACUUUACAGUUCUGAGCAACUUUUGGCUGUACAAUUGAAUGAUGAACUUGUAAAAACUGAGAAAAAGCUUGAGGAAACUGGACAUGCACUGUAUGGUCUUGAGGACAAGCAUUUGAAGCAAAUGCGACCAUCAAAGAGCAGGAAUUUGUGA
This is a messenger RNA of Malus domestica (apple), 3534 nucleotides long. NCBI's taxonomy places the organism in Eukaryota, Viridiplantae, Streptophyta, Magnoliopsida, Rosales, Rosaceae. The record is from RefSeq and is a predicted model, not a curated record.